CUUAAGCAUUUUUCAACACUUUCGGCAGAACAAAUUUUUAGGUGUUGUGACAUAAAUAGCUUUAAGUACUGUUACCAAAAAUGAUUCGCAAAGUUAUACCAACGGUGCAGAUUAUUCUGAAAGCUCAAAGACCAUUGAGCUCAAUAAGAUUGAGCAGUAGCAGCAUUUACGAACCGGAUUAUCUUGAUUCGCUUAAACCCAAAUACCCCCAAUUUGAGAGUUUAAAUGUGCAGAUUAAGGGUUAUGAUUACCCCAUACUUGAAAGCUACCAGAGCUUUUUGCACAGUGUAGCUGAAUAUUUGGACAUUGACGUUUUGGAUUGCUACGCCCUUCCGCCACAACAAACCCAAGUACAGCGGCUCCGUCCAAACUCUGCUGUCGUGGAAGCAGAGUAUAAGCUGACAACGUACGAGCGCAGUCUGCAGCUAAACAACGUUGAAGCGCCCGUUUAUCCCCAAUUUCUACGCAUCGCAGAGGCAGCGCUGCCCGAAGGCGUUAAGCUUACCGUGCAACAGCACACGGACGACUGCGAGGAGCGGCGUUAUGUGCCUGACAGAGAUUUGUUGGACUUGAAGGCGGAGUUAGAGCGCAUGCAGGGUGGCGUUGUAAAAAAGAAAUAGUUGGACCAGAUUUUGCCAUUUAGGAAAACAUUUAAUUACCACUAGGCUUUGUUCAAAUAUUUGUAUAAACAAAGAAAAAAACAAUAAUGCAAGCAAUGGCUUACUUCGCCGUUCACUA
Scaptodrosophila lebanonensis is the source of this 738-nucleotide messenger RNA. It is a transcript of the gene mRpL48, whose product is annotated as 39S ribosomal protein L48, mitochondrial. The transcript has 3 exons. The coding region runs from base 81 to 620 and encodes 179 amino acids. The record is from RefSeq and is a predicted model, not a curated record. Lineage: Eukaryota; Metazoa; Arthropoda; Insecta; Diptera; Drosophilidae. Gene Ontology annotation, cellular component: mitochondrial ribosome.